Didymella exigua CBS 183.55 is the source of this 618-nucleotide messenger RNA. Its product is annotated as HAD-superfamily phosphatase. The transcript is spliced from 3 exons. NCBI's taxonomy places the organism in Eukaryota, Fungi, Ascomycota, Dothideomycetes, Pleosporales, Didymellaceae. The record is from RefSeq and is a predicted model, not a curated record. Gene Ontology annotation, molecular function: phosphatidylglycerophosphatase activity. The coding region runs from base 1 to 618 and encodes 205 amino acids.
AUGAACGUCUCCGGGACGCUGAACGUGUUUCGGCUUCUGAGAGAUCCAACGUUAUGUCUGCCGCAGCAUACGGUGUCGACGUUCAAUCACCUGCCGAUUCCCCUUUCGAAAGCGUUUCCUAGGAAGAUUGGCAAGGAUGGAGAGAAAGAAGUCGACAUUCGUGCGGUAGUCCUUGACAAAGACAACUGCUUUGCCAUACCACACACUAAUGAGGUGCAUACACCCUACAAGGAUCAUUUCCAACGCCUCCGCAAAGCCUACCCAGGCUCCAAACUUCUCAUUGUGUCCAACACAGCAGGCACCAACUCUGAUCCGGAGCUCAAACAAGCAGCAGUCCUAGAAGCCAACACCGGCGUCAAAGUCCUCCAGCAUUCAACAAAGAAGCCUGGCUGUAAAGACGAAGUCAUGGCAUACUUCAGGGCGCACCCGGAUUCUGGUGUAACAAGGCCAGAUCAAAUCGCUGUCGUAGGUGACAGGCUGUCAACUGACAUCAUGAUGGCGAACAUGAUGGGAAGCUAUGGUUUCUGGAUCAGAGAUGGGGUUGACAGACUGCGAGGCUUCCUGUUCCGAAAAGGAUAUGCUGCGCCAGAUCCAAGUCGCAACAACCAGUUUGAGUAA